Dendrobium catenatum is the source of this 695-nucleotide messenger RNA. Its product is annotated as protein RADIALIS-like 3. The transcript is spliced from 2 exons. Bases 80 to 358 code for a protein of 92 amino acids. Gene Ontology annotation, molecular function: DNA-binding transcription factor activity. NCBI's taxonomy places the organism in Eukaryota, Viridiplantae, Streptophyta, Magnoliopsida, Asparagales, Orchidaceae. The record is from RefSeq and is a predicted model, not a curated record.
GCCCACAACUCACAGCCAUAGAAACCAUACCAAAACACCACUUCAAUAAACUCCUCAUCCCACCAUCCUCAUACCAUUAAUGACAUCGUCUUCGUCAUCACGCAGCUCCAGCUCCGGCUGGUCCAAGGAGCAGAACAAGCUCUUCGAGCGUGCACUAGCUAAAUACGACGAGGAAACCCCCAAUCGCUGGCAGAAAGUCGCUCGCUUCGUUGGCGGCGGCAAGUCGCCGGAAGAUGCUAGGCGCCACUACGAACGCCUCCUGGAAGACGUUCAAAGGAUCGAGUCCGGCGAUGUUCCGAUUCCAAAUUAUCCUUCUUCCGGUGGCAACGAGCAACAGAGGUACCGAAACGACGACUGAUGAAUCUCGUGCUGAAGGUGUGUUUCUGGCUGACUCAGUAUUCUUAAUACAUAUGGGUUAAAAUAAAAUUAGCAAUUGGGCGAAUGCUUGUUUAUAAGCUGAAGGGGAAUGAAGGAUCAAAAGAACUCGGUAUCCAACUUCAUGCAGCUUCUUCAAAAUUUACGGGUCUUCCGUAUAAGGUUUUUGGUUAGUCUUCUUCAACAUAUAAAUAAAAUUAUUAGGUAUUGUUAUUAAAGGUUAUUAAGUGGGAUAUAUGUUCGCUUUCUUAUGAGCUUUUAUAUGGUUGUAGUAAAAAAUAUAUUAUAUAUAAUAAUGAAAUUAUGUGAAUUUUAUGAUU